Messenger RNA from Trichosurus vulpecula (common brushtail), 1054 nucleotides. RefSeq names its product ribosomal protein L5 (gene RPL5). Gene Ontology annotation, cellular component: ribosome; cytosolic large ribosomal subunit. NCBI's taxonomy places the organism in Eukaryota, Metazoa, Chordata, Mammalia, Diprotodontia, Phalangeridae. The transcript has 8 exons. The record is from RefSeq and is a predicted model, not a curated record. Gene Ontology annotation, molecular function: 5S rRNA binding; structural constituent of ribosome. Bases 96 to 989 code for a protein of 297 amino acids. Gene Ontology annotation, biological process: ribosomal large subunit assembly; translation.
CAUACUGCGCCUGCGCACGAGCUCAGGCCCUUUUUUCCCCCUAGCGCUGCGAGGCCUGCAGGUCUGUGCCGAGGGCGCGGGUCUCGUUCGGCAGGAUGGGGUUUGUCAAAGUUGUCAAGAAUAAGGCCUACUUCAAGAGGUACCAAGUGAAAUUCCGGAGAAGGCGAGAGGGAAAGACGGAUUAUUAUGCACGGAAACGUUUAGUAAUCCAAGAUAAAAACAAGUAUAACACACCAAAAUACAGGAUGAUAGUCCGAGUGACCAACAGAGAUAUCAUCUGCCAGAUUGCUUAUGCCCGUAUAGAAGGGGAUAUGAUUGUCUGUGCAGCUUAUGCCCAUGAGUUGCCAAAGUAUGGUGUGAAGGUUGGCCUGACAAAUUAUGCCGCCGCUUACUGCACAGGCCUGCUGCUGGCCCGCAGGCUUCUUAACAGAUUUGGCAUGGACAAGAUCUAUGAAGGUCAGGUGGAAGUGACUGGAGAUGAAUACAAUGUGGAAAGCAUUGAUGGUCAGCCCGGUGCUUUUACAUGCUACUUGGACGCAGGACUUGCCAGAACUACCACGGGAAACAAAGUCUUUGGGGCCCUUAAGGGAGCUGUGGAUGGUGGUCUGUCUAUUCCUCACAGUACCAAACGCUUCCCUGGGUAUGAUUCAGAAAGCAAGGAAUUCAACGCUGAAGUGCAUCGUAAACACAUCAUGGGCCAAAAUGUUGCCGAUUACAUGCGUUAUCUCAUGGAAGAAGAUGAAGAUGCUUAUAAAAAGCAGUUCUCACAGUACAUAAAGAACAACAUCACCCCUGACAUGAUGGAAGAAAUGUACAAGAAAGCUCAUGCUGGUAUACGGGAGAAUCCAGUAUAUGAAAAGAAACCCAAGAGGGAAGUUAAAAAGAAAAGAUGGAACCGCCCCAAGAUGUCCCUUGCCCAGAAGAAAGACCGGGUUGCUCAGAAGAAGGCGAGUUUCCUCAGAGCCCAGGAGCGGGCAGCCGAUAGUUAGAACAUCAAAAUCUGUAAUUUUCUAUGAAGAUUUUCAGAUUAAGACAAUAAACUUAUUGAACAUCA